AUGAGUGACGGUCUCUUGAAGGCGCCGCCCGCCAAGCGCUCGACGCGCAGCAGCACAGCCAGUGCCUCGACGGCCCCUGCACCCGUGGCCGACACCAAGCCGACACCCAAGGCCAAGACGGUCAAGUCGACGACCAAAGCCGCGGCCAAGACAUCGACGAAGGCGACGCUCGAAACCAAGAAGCCACAUUGACGCCUGCCGCCAUCAAGGAAGAGGAGGAAGACUUUCAGCGUAAGCUCGACGACCACUACAGCAAGCGCUACGGCAGCGGUGCCGUCGUCGUCGGC
This is a messenger RNA of Saprolegnia parasitica CBS 223.65, 287 nucleotides long. RefSeq lists its product as hypothetical. Lineage: Eukaryota; Oomycota; Saprolegniomycetes; Saprolegniales; Saprolegniaceae. Bases 1 to 192 code for a protein of 63 amino acids. The record is from RefSeq and is a predicted model, not a curated record. The transcript is spliced from 2 exons.